AGCGCCCUACCUCAAUCCAUCGGGGAUCCCGUCCGCCUACCUCCCCUGGUGGAUCUCUCCUCCCCUUUCCUGAUCUCUACUUGCCUGCCUGGGGAGAGGACGGCCCGCCAUGGCCCCUCGAUCUCUCGCCGCUCUCCUCCUGCUCCUCCUCUUCGCCGCCGCCGCCUACCCCUCCACCCGCGCCGCCACCAGCAGCAGCAAGGACGAGGAGGAGGACCUCCAGUACCUCAUCGACAACGCUGGUGACAUCCCCGGCAACGACCCUGACGGCGACGACGACGGCGACUACGACGACCUCUUCGAGGACCAGGACCUCCCGGACCAGCAGCCGCAGAUCGACGAGACCCACGUCGUCGUCCUCACCGCCGCCAACUUCUCCUCCUUCCUCGCCGCCACCCGCCACGUCCUGGUCGAGUUCUACGCCCCCUGGUGCGGCCACUGCCAGGAGCUCGCCCCGGACUACGCCGCCGCCGCGUCCCACCUUGCGGCCCACCACAGCCAGAGCCACCUCGCCCUCUCCAAGGUCGACGCCACCGAGGACACGGACCUCGCCCACAAGUACGACGUCCAGGGAUUCCCCACCAUCCUCUUCUUCAUCGACGGCGUCCCCAAGGACUACAACGGCGCCAGGACCAAGGAUGCCAUCGUCGAGUGGAUCAACAAGAAGCUCGGCCCGGGGGUGCAAAACAUCACCGCCGUCGACCAGGCCGAGAGGAUACUCACAGGGGAUGACAAGGCCGUCCUUGCCUUCCUCGACUCGCUAUCUGGUGCUCAAAGUGAUGAGCUUGCGGCUGCUUCAAGGCUGGAAGAUAGCAUCAACUUUUAUCAGACUUCAAGUCCUGAUGUUGCUAAGCUUUUCCACAUUGACCCAGAAGCAAAGCGCCCAUGCGUAGUAUUGCUGAAGAAGGAGGAGGAGAAGUUGACCUUCUUUGAUGGGGAGUUUAAAGCAUCAGUGAUUGCCGAUUUUGUGUCUGCAAACAAGCUUCCUUUGGUUACUACGCUAACUCAGGAAACUUCCCCUUCAAUUUUUGGCAAUUCAAUCAAGAAGCAGAUUUUACUAUUUGCUGUUGCAAAUAAGUCCUCGAAAUUUCUGCCCAUCUUUAAGGAAGCAGCAAAGUCAUUCAAGGGAAAGCUAUUAUUUAUCUUUGUGGAGCGAGACAAUGAGGAAGUAGGUGAACCAGUUGCCAACUACUUUGGUAUUACUGGACAAGAGACCACUGUUCUUGCUUACACUGGGAAUGAAGAUGCUAGGAAAUUUUUCCUUGAUGGUGAAGUGUCACUGGACUCCAUUAAGGACUUUGCUGAAAGUUUCUUGGAAGACAAGCUCACACCAUUCUACAAGUCUGAACCAGUACCUGAAUCUAAUGAUGGUGAUAUCAAAAUUGUUGUUGGGAAGAAUCUGGAUCUGAUAGUUUUGGAUGAAUCGAAAGAUAUCCUUCUGGAGAUAUAUGCACCGUGGUGUGGCCAUUGUCAAUCUCUGGAGCCUACUUACAACAAACUAGCUAAGCAUCUACGUGGCAUCGACUCCCUUGUGAUAGCCAAAAUGGAUGGAACUAGCAAUGAGCAUCCACGUGCCAAGCUUGUCCUCGAGCUUGAAAGCUGGAUAGCGAAGCUUGAACUCAGGUUCCCUCGUCGGACUCGUAACGGCCACCGUCGUCAAGGUACUCGAGCACGAUGCGGAAUAGCAUCUUGCACCUGUGCCCUGAUAAAAACUUCUCACCACAAUUAUAGCACAAGCCCUUUGCGCAGCGAUCGACCAUCUCGUCAGGUGUUAGGAACUAAAGGCGACUUGGCAGGCAACAUUCCGCCAGACUCUGCUCCUGCAGAAAGACAGCGAACGCAUACGGUGAACCUUUAAGCAAGGCUCUUAUUGCAGAUAAUUUUUGCUAUAGUUUCAUUAGGUUGUCUUCUUGAAUGUCCAUGCAUGGUAAUUUGAUUAACUGAUUUCCCAUAUGCAUUAGUUUUCAUGAUACAGAAUUGACACGUGCUUCCUGUUACAGCCUGAUGGAUACCCCACGAUUCUAUUCUAUCC
Panicum virgatum (switchgrass) is the source of this 2032-nucleotide messenger RNA. RefSeq names its product protein disulfide isomerase-like 1-4. The transcript is spliced from 11 exons. Gene Ontology annotation, cellular component: endoplasmic reticulum. Gene Ontology annotation, molecular function: protein disulfide isomerase activity. The record is from RefSeq and is a predicted model, not a curated record. Bases 110 to 1858 code for a protein of 582 amino acids. Gene Ontology annotation, biological process: response to endoplasmic reticulum stress; protein folding. Lineage: Eukaryota; Viridiplantae; Streptophyta; Magnoliopsida; Poales; Poaceae.